Zootoca vivipara (common lizard) is the source of this 5460-nucleotide messenger RNA. The record is from RefSeq and is a predicted model, not a curated record. NCBI's taxonomy places the organism in Eukaryota, Metazoa, Chordata, Lepidosauria, Squamata, Lacertidae.
GCGGCCUGCGCGCACCAAGGGGCAGGCGACGGGGACCUGGCCGGGGCGGAGGCCUCCUGCGAGGAUGCUGGGCCUCUCGGGGGUGGCGGGAGCAAGGCCUUUCCGCUUCCCCUUUUUGGGGGAAACGCGGUGUUUUGUGUGUAAAAUGGCUGAGUCCCAGCGGAGAAACAGGCAGAUAAGGGGCUGGGUGGGGGUCCCUGGAAGAUAGAAGGGGCGCUUUCUUCUCCGGGGGGCUGCUCCCCAGAAAGGUGUGCGGCGAAGAUGUGCACAGCGUGGCUCUAUGGGCCAAGUAAAACGCCACCUGCUACAUUUUCCUAUUGACUUAAAAAAUAAUAAUAGUUUCCAUUGUUAGCCGCCUUCGGUCCCACUUGCCGGAAAGGCGGGGUAUAAACGGAAGCAGGCCCCGGGUUGUUUUUUUUUGAAACGUUAGCCACCCUCCUUGUUAUGGAAGAAAAUGAAAAUUGAUCUCGUUCCCAGAGGACAACCUGUCCUGGGAAAACCAGUGCAAUGAUAUUUAUAGCAGUAUCUCUUCCUCCCCCUCCACCCCGCCCCCCACCGCUUGGGUACAGGGUGUCGCUUUCUGGCUAAUCUGGGCAUGGAGGAGGAGGAGGAAUUGGUUCCUAGGCAUUUGCUAUGGGGUGACAUGGACCUCCAUACACACUGGCCAGGCUUGUGCCCCAAGGAGGUCACUUUGGUGCUGCUAAUGCAGCACUUUGAUUUCACCCCCAGAAGGGCACUCCAUUGUCUUUCUAGACAGACAGGUGCCAACAAGCGAUGUGGUCCUACAGGCACCCUGUGGGUUAUAGUUACGUGGCUUGAAAGUUUGCCACAUAUGUUCCAUCUAGGCCAGUACUGUCUAUUCUUUCUGUCAGGGACCACAGUAGUAUGAGACGUUUGCUACUGCUGUUGCCUUGGCAUUUUGCCCAGACCUUUUGCAUCAUAAGUGUUACCCAUUUAUCCAGGUCUUUGUCAUCUUUUGUUAUAUUUGUAAUUAUGUUAAUUUAUUCAUGUUGGAAGCCGCCUUAAGAAUGGUUUUUUUAACUAUGGAAAGGUGGCAGACACAUAAAAUGAUCAUAGAUCAUAGAAAGAUAGUAGUAAGGGAGCCUGAGGAUCUAGUACAACCCCCUGCAAUGUAGGAAUAUGCAACUGUCCCAUACAGCAGUGGUUCCCAAUUAUCUGUAAUUACUCAGGACACCCUAUUUUUCAAAAGCCAAGCCACAGACCCCCUACUUUUGAAAAUUUUGAUAACUAUGCCUGCGAAGCAAUUUUUUGAGUUGGUGGCCCCAAAUAAGCAAAGGAUUUUAGGUAUACUAAAAAAAACAGAUCAUAAAAUUUGUGUUAUUACAAUGCAAAAAUAACAAAACAAAAAAAAAUAGUUGAGGGGGAGGCAAGGGAUGGGGCCGCGGACUGCCUGGGUGCGUUCUUCAGACCUCUAAUUGGGAACCACUGCCAUACAGGGAUCAAACCUGCACCUUGGCAUUAACAGCACCAUGCUCUAACCAACUGGACUGUAUGCACCGUAGGUAUCCUGUCUACCUAUUUUUAUCUGAGUACUUAAAGCAUGUUUUCAGUCAAUUCUUCCCUGCCACUUUGCAACCCCAGUAAUGAAAGGUGACAAGAUGUGAAUGAAGCAGGGCAGUGAAUUUUGAUAGUUGCAGCUAGCUAUUCAAGUUAUGGAGCCUUCUCCUCCAUUGCAUUUGCUUGGCUUAUACAUUUUUGUUUUGUCUUUGACAGGCUUCAGUAGUUUUGUGGGUUUUAAUUUUUUGUUGUUGCUAAAAUGACUUCCCAUAUUCAGCCAUGAGAUUCCUCUCUUCGGGAGGGAGCACUUUGUAGGGAAAGUUUAUUCAGACAGCAGAAUACAGCUAGGACUGGAGCGUUUAAACCAUUAAUUAGUUAGAUGAAUCACGCUCAUAACUCUUUAAUGGAAUAAAAAGGUGCCCCAAUUAACUGAGCAGCAUUAUUAAAAUACGCUAUGACAUUAUCUUUAAUAUAUGUACUUCUAAAUAGAAAUGGCAAGCAGCAUAUUAAAAAGGUAUUCCUCCUUUUUUAUCACAUUAGGAAUGCCUCUUCUAAUAUCAGGCCAGCAUCACACAACAAUGCAUUAUCUAAAAACCAAAAAGCAAUACUAUUGUUUUCCUUAUAUGCAAAAUUGAUAUCUGUCUGCUAGGAAAAAAUCCUUACCUAGUGCUCCAAGCAGAGUAGGAUUUCUUUUGUUCCUUUGUAGGGCGUGGAAGACUAUUUCCCGCAUGAGAACCCAAUAUGCAAAGAACUGCAAAUAAUUAUCCUUUCCCCCUAUGAGUGAAAGACCAGCCAAUGAAUGAGGCAUAUAAUUAAAAAGCUAGAUAUUAUAUUGUAUAACCUGAUGUUAUCCAUUCUAACAAGUGCCCAAUAAUUACUGACUUGUGUGGAAUCUUUUGAUAUGUAUGGAGUGACACCUCUACUUCCCAGUUAUUCAUUUCACAGAAAGGAUCAAAUUUGUGCAUGUUCUUCUCUGUGGGUUUGUGUAAUCCUCACCACAUCUAGUGGCAAUGAAUUCAGCAUAAUAUUAUUCAUUGUGUAAAGUUCUUUCUUUUGUUUCUCCUGAUACUUCUGCCUAUGUGAGGAUGUUUGUAUUAUGUGAGGGAAAAUAUAUCUGAAUUCAUCUUCUCCAUUCUGUGUGCUCAUUCAUGAUUUUUUUUUCAUGUCCAAAUCUUUAGUAUAUUUGUUUUAAACUGAAAACUCAUUUUCUGGUGCCCCAGUCCCAUGCUGAAAAAAUAGUGGCAUUAUAUUCGAUCAAGUUGUUGGCCCUGUUUAGCUCAGUACAGUGUGCUUCAACUGGUGUUUAAUCUCCUGAGUGAUAUUGUAGUCUGACAAAAAAAGCAGGGGUUCCAGAAAAAGAAUUGUGCCUUUGGAGAAUUUUCAGUUGCAGGAUUUUUGGCAUUCAUUUUUGGGUCUGCCCCAUUUCCACAAAUCGCCAAUAGAGUAAUCACAAUGAGAAUGAUCCAAUACCAGGAAAAAUAAAUUUAAGUGAACCCUACCGGUAAACAUACUAAUAAAUUCAUAGCUCAUUUUAGUUUCAAUAAUUAUAUAUGUUCAAAAUUUAUGGCUAUGAUUCCCCAAUACUGGUAGAAUUAUUGAAAGUGUGUCUUUAAUAGUCUUAAUACACAAGAGGGGUCUGCUGCACCUAGAUAUUGCUAUAGCAGGUACAAUGAUCGAGAAACACUCAUUCUUUUUGCCUUAUUUCUAAAACACUUCAGGCCUGAGGAUUUGCGUCGUGAAUUUGGUCGGUAUGGCCCUGUAGUAGACGUAUACAUUCCGCUUGACUUCUACACAAGACGCCCAAGAGGAUUUGCUUAUAUACAAUAUCCUUUAUGUCACUGUAUUUUUUAUUGAGGUGCAUUGUUGUUAUUGCGUCCUAACUUAAUGUAUUUAUUUCUUUGUCUCAGAAAAUGUAAAGCAGUCCACAGUGGCUGGCAAGCACCCCAAAGUUUGAAUGAACCUGGUUAGAUAGAGUCCAAGCAGGCAAGCCAAAAGACACCUUAAAGUUCAAGCUUCAAGGAAUAAAGAGGGAGGGUGGAAAAAGAUAAAAAGAAAACUGGAAGAGGGGAAGUCCUUUUUCAAGGAAAAGACAAAGCCACAACACCAAGUUAAGGCUUCGGCUUUCCGACAUUUGCUCAAGUUCCAAAGUCAAAGCCAAGUCUGAUUUGGUUGGUUCUCCAGCCCUUGUCAAGUCCAUCUAGCAAGCCCUAAAGAGUAAAGGUCAAGAUCAAGUGACGUGGAGCGUCCUUAACAGACAGUCAUGUUUGAAGAUGUUCGUGAUGCAGAAGAUGCUCUUUAUAACCUCAAUAGAAAGUGGGUAUGUGGCCGGCAAAUUGAAAUACAGUUUGCACAAGGUGAUCGCAAAACACCAGGUCAGAUGAAAUCGAAAGAGCGCCGCCAAUGUUCUCCAAUGGACUACAGAAGGUCAAGAAGCCGUAGCCGAAGGAGGACACGUAGCAGAAGUUCUUCAUGGGGCUGGAGCAGGAGACAUUCUGAUAGUUUUAAAGAGUCAAGGCGUAGACGACAUUCUUACAGCCAAUCUAAGUCUCGCUCAAAAUCUCUUCCAAGGCAUUCCAGCUCGCCCAGACGAUCCAUCACCCCGCAGAGAAAUUCUAGUUCUAGGGGAAGGUCGCGAUCCAAGUCACCCCACAGAAGUUCCAAAUACGUUGAAAAGUCACCAUCCAGUUCCCAUCGAAGACGUUCCGGUUCAAGAACAAAGGCACGAUCACAUCCAAAACGUUCCGGCUCAGCUACCAGAUCCCUGUCGAAAUCCCCUCGGAAACAUACUAAUUCCAGUUCUCGCUCACACUCUAGGAGCUUCUAUCAGAGAAACAGCAACCAGUCAGUAUCUGAAGAAGAUUAAUGCCUCUAUUUCUUUAACACCUUUUUUAUGAGCACAAAAUAAGGAGAACAGAAAUUGUCCAAAGCUUAUCUGAUAUGUAAGGUAACUGAUAAAUGAGAGGUCUUGCUAUGUGCCCUUUCAAUCCCUGCUUCAGUGUGCAGAACUCCUUUUAAGAUUUUUUAUUUUUAAAGAAACAUUUACCUAAUCUAGAUUCUAUUUCCCUGUACUUGGAACCCAAUAGUAGGCGAUCCUGUGUCCAAGUUAAGCUCCCUGCAUCCAUACAAGCUGUCAUUAGUCCUGGCAGUGAUGUAACUUCAGCUGCUGAAAGACCAAUCAGCUUUCCUUAUCAGAAUUGUAAUUGCCCUUUGCUCCAUGUUCUUGCAGUUGGCAGAACCUAAUGUCAGGUUAACAUUGUGCUGGAUAGAAGCUGUAUAAGAGGUUUCCUCCUGUUUAUGUGGGGAUAGAGGCAGAGCCAUUCAACCAUGCCCUCCUUAGCUCUCGCAUAAUGCUUUUGUAGAUAUUGUAGUGCAAGCAAGGCUUGUGCUGCAUAUCUACACCUGGAAAAGGGCAGAGCUGCUCAACAAGUAGCCUUUUGCUAUUCUUUUUAACGUGACAUGAAUUAGAUGAAGCUACACAUUGUUUUGCUUCAUUUUGCUGUUUUCUUUGGCAUUAGUUUUCUGCCUGCUUUACUGUCAUACCAAGAAUAACCAAUUCAAAUCUGAGUACUGUUCUUGUAUGUUCUUUCGGUAAUUAGGGUCUUUUGUUGAGGGUGGGGGUGCUGAGGGAGGCAUUAUAAUUUGUGUGUUGAGUUUGAAAUGCCAUUUCAAAUUCAGGUGGUCUAAUUGUUUCAGAUUAGAGAAGUACAUUAGCAGGCUAGUAUGGGAAAUUUUGUAUAACAUAGGGUAGUUGGAAUCCCGAGUUUAUGUUUUUUAAAAAUAUAAUUUAUAUUUAAAAGCCCAACAAUUUGUUUCCAUUUGGGGAUCAAGUGUUAACUGAUCUUAAUUAACGUCUAUCAAAAUCCCAAUCUAUAGAUCUGCAAGCACAUUAAAGCUUUUGGAACUCAAUUUUCUUGUCAAAUAGAUGAUAGGCGAGAGGGGAAA